GUCCAGGUCAGGCUUUCUCAAGUAAUAUGUAAAAGGUAGCAGGCAAACCUACAACGUUCUGUUAACGUUCCAACGUUACAAAAACUGGUUCCAAUGCAGCGGUUUUGUGUGUGUGUGUGUGUGUGUGUGUGUGUUUGUUUAUAUUACAUAGUGGGGUCCACAACACGUUAGCACACUCACAUAGUGGGGACCGAAAACAUAGUGGGGACCAAAUCCCCGGUCCCCACAAUGUUUUGCUUUUAAUCGGCUCAGGAGGCGGUGCUGAUAUGACUAGUGCAGUUUUUUUCUUGAUCCCCUCCAUGAACAAAAACCGGAUUUCUGUGUGUGAGUGUGUGGGGCCGCGCUGCUCUACAGCGCCCCUGUAGCCAGGUCGCGGAACUGCACCUCUAUACACACAUGUGACGUAAUAUAUGAAGGUACACAUUUUUUAAACCGCUCAUGCCAAAGUCGCUUAAUUAAACGACAAAAACAACUUUAAACAGUGUCUGUCAACGGGGAAAGUACAUUCUUUCAGGUAAUUAACCUACUUGUAAAUAUUAUAUUACAUAAUUCAAUAAAUAUACAUCACAAAUUCGAAUUAUUUUUAAGAAUGUUUAUGUGAUGGAGUUUUUUAAUGAGAUUAAUUAAUUAACGUUAAAGUUUUUAUCAGAAUCAUAAUCUUUGAAUAAGGCGAAUGAAUUAUUGCUUAACUUAAAUUUAAUGCUGUUAUACAAUUUAAAGUGUUUACUUGUGCGUGUUACUGCGUAUUGUAAAGUGUUAUAAACUGCGGUGUGGCGGGAGAUUGUGAGACCGCGUGACCUCUCUCAAUUACUGGAACCCGAGGAGCGACGUGAGACGGCCUGUUGAAAUGAAACGGAGAAGAAUAAAACCGUUAAAAGAAGCGGAAGAUCAUGUUCUCCGUUGCAUCGACAAGACCGACGCACUGGAGGCCAAACACAUAAACGAUUAUAAAGGUCGUGGAGUCUUUGCAUUAAUUCCUUUUAUUAAAGGAGAUUUUGUUGUCGAAUAUAGGGGAGAAAUGAUUAGCUUAAUUGAAGCCGAACAAAGAAGAGAGGCCAAUCAAGACACUUUUUUUAUGUUUGACUUCAUCUGGCAGAACAAGAAAUGGAGCAUUGAUGCAACUCAUGAGGAUGGCACCCUUGGCCGCCUUAUAAAUGAUGAUCACAUAAACCCAAAUUGUACAAUGAAAAGGAUUAUCGUUGAGGGAAAACCCUGUUUGUGCCUAUUCGCUGCAAGAGAUAUCAUUCCUGGAGAGGAACUCACAUAUGACUAUGGAGGAAGUCACUGGCCUUGGAGAAAGCCUCCAUGCAAGGAUGAUGACAACAUGACAGCAAUAGAGAACUGCUCUGAGGAUUCUGUAACUACUGAAGGCAUUUCACGAUUCACAGCUGAGCCUCCAUGCAAGGAUGAUGACAACAUGACAGCAAUAGAUAACUGCUCUGAGGAUUCUGUAACUACUGAUGGCAUUUCACGAUUCACAGCUGAGCCUCCAUGCAAGGAUAAUGACAACAUGACAGCAAUAGAGAACUGCUCUGAGGAUUCUGUAAAUACUGAAGGCACUUCACGAUUCACAGCUGAGCCUCCAUGCAAGGAUGAUGACAACAUGACAGCAAUAGAUAACUGCUCUGAGGAUUCUGUAACUACUGAAGGCACUUCACGAUUCACAGCUGAGCCUCCAUGCAAGGAUGAUGACAACAUGACAGCAAUAGAUAACUGCUCUGAGGAUUCUGUAACUACUGAAGGCACUUCACGAUUCACAGCUGAGCCUCCAUGCAAGGAUGAUGACAACAUGACAGCAAUAGAUAACUGCUCUGAGGAUUCUGUAACUACUGAAGGCACUUCACGAUUCACAGCUGAGCCUCCAUGCAAGGAUGAUGACAACAUGACAGCUAUAGAGAACUGCUCUGAGGAUUCUGUAACUACUGAAGGCACUUCACGAUUCACAGAUGAGCCUCCAUGCAAGGAUGAUGACAACAUGACAGCAAUAGAUAACUGCUCUGAGGAUUCUGUAAAUACUGAAGGCACUUCACGAUUCACAGCUGAGCCUCCAUGCAAGGAUGAUGACAACAUGACAGCAAUAGAUAACUGCUCUGAGGAUUCUGUAACUACUGAAGGCACUUCACGAUUCACAGCUGAGCCUCCAUGCAAGGAUGAUGACAACAUGACAGCAAUAGAUAACUGCUCUGAGGAUUCUGUAAAUACUGAAGGCACUUCACGAUUCACAGCUGAGCCUCCAUGCAAGGAUGAUGACAACAUGACAGCAAUAGAGAACUGCUCUGAGGAUUCUGUAACUACUGAAGGCACUUCACGAUUCACAGCUGAGCCUUUGGUUGAUUACUCGGACACCGAAGAUGAAGUUUUGUGUUCUAAAAUUAAGACAUCUUAUAAAAAGAGAUCUGUGAUUCAUGAUGAUUCGGAUGAUCUCUUUGAAAAUUCGAGUGUAAAUGGUAAAGAUGACCAAGACAUUCAACGUGACGUCAGACGGAAUCAUGCAUCAUUUGCAAUGAGUGAACAACAUUCCGCUUGUACCACAGCAUCCAAAAGAGCAAAAAACACAAGAGCUAGAGGGAAGAUCGCGGAGUACUCGGAUGUUUCGAGCGAAGAUGAGUUAUCUGUUAGUGAGGAAGAGUACAUUCCUGAUACAUCAGAGAGUUACACAUCAGAUAGUAGCAUGAGCUUUACUGCUUCACCAAAGGGUAAAGAAAAAAAGUUACAGACUUUGCCAGUCCGGAGCAGUUCAGCUGUGAACAGAAUCAAAAAGUUCAGUAUUCAAAGCAGCGGUGACUUAGGGAGCUCCCAGAACCACGACAUAGCCAAAGUUCCUGACACAUCUUCCAUUCUUGACAGCGCAACAUCAGUAGUUAUCCCAGCUGUAAUUAAAAAGAGAGGUGGAUUGAGAAUGUACAGCAAAAAACAACAGUGCUUUUUUUGUGAAGGUGCUUUUACAAAAAUUUCUAGACACCUGGAACGAAAGCAUAGAAAUGAGGUAGAGGUAGCAAAAGCGUUAAGUCAUCCAAAGGGCUCAAAAGAAAGGAGGAUGCAACUUGAGUAUCUACGUAACAAAGGGAACUUUGCUUACAAUAGUACUGUUAUUAAUACAGGUGCAGGACUGAUGAUUCCGCGGAAACUGCCCAAAAAGAACCUGGAGGGGGAAAGUUUUAUGCACUGCAUUUACUGCAAAGGACUCUUCUUAAAAAAAACUUUGUGGCGACAUGUCAAGGUUUGCAAAUUCAAGCCUGGUGAUGAGAAGCCGAAACCUGGAAAAACCCGUGUCCAGGUUCUUUGUGGCUUUGCACAACCUCCCCCACCAGGAGUAACUCAUGGUGUUUGGAAACUGUUAAAUUCCAUGAACCAGGACCAAGUGGCACUUGAAACUAGAAAUGACUGGUGCAUUUUAGAGUUAGGAAAGCAUCUUUACAACAAGUAUGGAUCAAGAGUUAAAAUGCAUGAACACAUCCGCCAAAAGAUGAGGGAGCUUGGAAGACUCCUAAUAUGUGCAAGAGAGGUAUCCCCCCUUACAUCUAUUAAAGAGCUCAUUCAUCCCACAAACUUCAUGCAUACCAUCAAUGCAGUUAAAAGGGCUGCUGGCUACAAUGAAGAGACCAAUGUAUUUGAAAAGGCUAGUGUGGCUGUGAAACUUGGACAGAGUCUGAACAAAAUCGCAAUGCUUAUUGAGAGCCACUCUACUAUUAGAGGAGAUGAAAAGACAGGAAAAAUUGCGAACAGUUUUCAACAGCUUUAUAAGUCCAGAUGGCCCGAAUACAUUUCUACAACAGCCCGGCGAACACUGGAGGAAGCAAAAUGGAAUUCCCCACAAUUACUUCCAUUCACAGAAGAUGUUAAGCUCCUUCAUAUAUAUCUUGACGAGCAAGAGAAGACCCAUCGCAAACUCUUGUUAACACAGCCAUCAUCUCAGCACUGGGCAAAACUGGCCAAGAUCACGUUAACUCAGGUUAUGCUUUUCAAUCGUAGACGAGAAGGGGAAGUGUCACAAAUGCCAUUGUCUGCAUACAUCUCCAGCAACCAAUCGGAUGCUCAUCCAGAUAUUAGCAUGGCCCUCACAGAUUUAGAAAAUAAACUGUGUCAGUACUUCAAGCGUGUAGAAAUUAGAGGCAAAAGAGGCAGAAAGGUUCCCGUGCUUCUCACACCUUCCAUGCAAGAAUCAAUCAGCCUGCUUCUUGAAAAUCGGAAUACCUGUGGAAUUCCAAAUGAAAAUCCUUUUCUCUUUGCACGCCCGUAUGCAAUGACAUUUUUCAGAGGCUCUGAUUGCAUUCGCGAAUUUGCUGUUGCAUGUAGUGCAAAAAAUCCUCAGACUCUUACAUCAACAAAGUUGAGAAAACAGAUCGGGACACUUUCUGAAGUUCUUAAUCUUAGCAACACAGAGUUAGAUCAGUUGGCAGACUUUCUAGGCCAUGACAUUCGAGUUCAUCGUCAAUUUUACAGGUUACCCGAAGGCACCCUCCAACUGGCCAAAAUUAGUAAAAUUCUUCUGGCCCUCGAAAAAGGACGCUUGGCAGACUUUAAAGGGCGAAAUCUUAAUGAAAUCAACAUAGAUCCAGAAGAGGAAGUUACAGUGGACAGUGAUUUGGAGGAGUCCACUUCUAGUCCAAAAGAGUGCACCACAGUAUCAUCAUCACAGCACACGGUUUGUGAGAACGGCACACUUCUAGCAGACCCAGUCUCCAAAAAAAAGAGAGGUUAUGUUAAGAAGACGGCCUGGAACAAACUUGAGAUACAGGCUGUGGAGAAGCAUAUGAUGAGGUUUAUUAACAAUCACAAAAUUCCAGGAAAGGCAGACUGCAUGAGGUGUAAAGAGGCGGAACCACUUGCACUUAAAAAUAGAGAGUGGUCUACACUUAAAUUUUACAUCAAAAAUCGAAUCUCCGCUCUAAACAGAAAAUAUCUGCCAAAUUAAUUGACACACUGUCAGACUGAAUUGUUCAUUGGUAGAAACAAGCUUUUAUAGUUUUAAAACAAGCUUCCAUAGUCAAAUGGUUAGCGCAAUAGACCAUCAGUUCCAUAUUAUUGUUUGGAAAUGUAGAUUGUUCUUUCGAAAAUUAAGGCAUUUUAAAUAACUUUUAGACUGGAGUCUUUUUUUUCAUCCUUGUCUGCUUCAAAUGUAGAAUUGUUUUUCUAUAAAUGCAGACAUGGUAGAUUUUCAUUCUAUUGUACUUGUUUUCAAAAACUUGAGAAUGCAGUGUUUGUCAUGAAGGGUUUUAUUAAUAUAUUUUUUUAAUUCAACUAGUGUUUACUGUGAACAUCUUUAUGAAAUAUUUCUGCAAAUUUUUGUGGACGAC
Molecule: messenger RNA, 5297 nt
Organism: Carassius gibelio (silver crucian carp)
Lineage: Eukaryota; Metazoa; Chordata; Actinopteri; Cypriniformes; Cyprinidae
Exons: 20
Coding region: 848-4915 (1355 amino acids)
Molecular function (GO): protein binding
Source: RefSeq, a predicted model, not a curated record